CAGUGAGAGGCCAGUGACCAGUCUCUGCCCAGUUUUCGAACGGUGAACUAAAAGUGCGCUUGAUUUCGUGAUUACAGAGGAAUCCCGAGGAGCCAUUUUGGCUGAAUAUAGCGAAAUCUAAAAAUGGCUCCAAACUCGAAUGAUGCGUCACCGGCCGCAGAAGGCUUUUUUGAGAGAGUCUUGCUAUUGCCUGUGCUCAGCGACACCAUCACCCUCGUUUCCCAGGCCUACAAGACCACCCAAGACCGACAUCAGUAUGUGGGAACUGCUUUGCGGGUAGCAGAGGCAGGCAUCCGGGUGGCCACCGAGGGCGCGCUCCCUCUGGCCAAGCCCCUUCUGCACCCCCUCGUGGACCGCGUCGGAGGCUGGGGCGCCCUGGACGAGUGGGCAUGUCGCGGUCUGGAUCGCGUCGAGGAGGCAGCGCCCAUCAUCACCAAGCCAACGAAUGAGAUCGUGAGCUCAGCGCGCCGUCGGGUGCUCAGCGCCGUGGCGGGGAAGGACGCUCCGCCCCCCUCCCUCUCCGCCGCCAUCACGUCGCGGGCCAACGACACCGUUGACGUCAUCGCAGCGAGUCGGGGCGGGCGAGUUGCCGCGGGCGCUGCGGAGCGGGUGCUCACCACCGCCCACACGCUGGUCGACGCCUACUUGCCACCCCGCGAGGGCGACCUUCAUGACACAGAUGGGCGCGAUGCAACGGUGGGCGUAAAGGUGAUCGCGCUGGCAAGCAAGACGAGGCGGCGUCUGGCCCGCGCGUUGCAUUCGCUCGCGCACCCGCACCACGCCGACGCCGACGCCUGUGACGCCAGGGAUGCAUCGGGCAGCGUCCUGAUUGCCUUCAGUCGGGAGUGUCUCUCUGGCUGGCACUCUGAAGUGACGCGGCAGCCGGAGCCCCACGAGGUGGUGCCAGUAGUUUUGAGACUUGCAAGAACUUCCUACAGGUACUUAAGGAAUGUUACGGAGAAUCUUGGGUCACUGGUCCUAAGCCCGGUCGUUUCUGUUCGCAAUACCCUGGCUCGAAACGCAGUGAGUGAAGCCCUGAGCGGCGCCGCGGCCAACGGGAGUUACGUCGUCUCCGAAAUGCGAGCCUGGGGGGAGUACUUCGUUGUUGUCGUGUCGAUGACGCCAAGUCUGAUCGAAGAGGCUUCGCAUCGCUCCAGGAUGUGGGCCGAAGGGUGUUUGGAAUCUGUAAUGAAAAUGAAGUAAAACCCACCGCUGUGUUGGCAGUGA
Penaeus indicus is the source of this 1227-nucleotide messenger RNA. RefSeq names its product perilipin-1-like. Gene Ontology annotation, cellular component: cytosol; lipid droplet. NCBI's taxonomy places the organism in Eukaryota, Metazoa, Arthropoda, Malacostraca, Decapoda, Penaeidae. Gene Ontology annotation, biological process: lipid storage; positive regulation of triglyceride storage. The record is from RefSeq and is a predicted model, not a curated record.